Molecule: messenger RNA, 832 nt
Organism: Volvox carteri f. nagariensis
Lineage: Eukaryota; Viridiplantae; Chlorophyta; Chlorophyceae; Chlamydomonadales; Volvocaceae
Gene: mrpL29
Product: mitochondrial ribosomal protein L29
Exons: 1
Coding region: 133-561 (142 amino acids)
Biological process (GO): translation
Cellular component (GO): ribosome
Molecular function (GO): structural constituent of ribosome
Source: RefSeq, a predicted model, not a curated record
UAGAAGUUAACUAGUUGGCGGGCAGUAAAGACAUUCUAGGCUUUGGUCGCAGCCGCAGACAAAGCUUCACACCCCAAGGCUGCAGACGGCUACCUUGGAUUUUGCCCGUCUGACCUUAGGCCGCAACUAGCCAUGCAGGUCGCUCGUGCUUUCACUGCUGUGCGGCCGGCCCGCUCGACCCUUACGCCGACUCCACAGCGCGUGGCUGUGGUUGUCCAGGCGAAGCCAACCAAGCUCUCUGACUUCAGCGGCUUGUCCAACCAGGAGCUUGUGGAGCAGGCUAGCCUUUUGAAGCGUGAGCUGGCCAGCGUUAAGUGGGUGCAGCGCUCUCAAGGCUUGACGGAAUUGAAGGCUGGCGAGGCCAUGCCACAGCGCGACCCUGCAAAGAUUCCCAAGGCUCAUGUCAACAAGCACCUCCGUCGUCAGAUUGCUCAGUGCCUGACUUUGUUGCGCCAGCGUCAGAUUGCGGACGGCAUUACCGACCGCAGGGAGGCUCGGCGCAUUGAGAAGCGCGCUGCCCUGGCACAGGGGACGCUGCAGAAAAGCGCGGCGCCGAAAUAGAUGGUUCAGAGUCGAAUGGAUGGAUUUGCAGUCUAGUUUGUGCAUGGACAGGGUGUAGUUAGCCAUGCGUUGCCGCGACUUUUCACGCGUUUCAAGCGAAGCGCUGCGUAUCACAGCAGUUUUUGGAUUCUAUGCUGUGAGAGGCAUCAGUGGUGCUUCAGCGGUUGAUACGGUUUUGCGAGGUUGGCGUGGGGGCCGCGAGCUGUGUAUGUGCUCACCGAGGCGCGGCGUGUCUGGAGGUGCUCGCCGUGUAAAGUUAACAUCUGAUUGA